Molecule: messenger RNA, 2296 nt
Organism: Theobroma umbraticum
Lineage: Eukaryota; Viridiplantae; Streptophyta; Magnoliopsida; Malvales; Malvaceae
Product: importin subunit alpha-2-like
Biological process (GO): protein import into nucleus
Cellular component (GO): cytoplasm
Molecular function (GO): protein binding; nuclear import signal receptor activity
Source: RefSeq, a predicted model, not a curated record
CUGGAGCCAUCGCUAAUUCUCAUUUCCCUCUCUUCGGCUUUUUUGCUUUUAACUACUCUACAGAAGAAUUUCUCAAUCCAAAACUGUCUAGGGUUUUUCCUUCUCUCGAUCCUUCGUAAAACUCUCGAUUUUCUUCGAGCAUUGUCCUUCCUCUAGGGCUUCCUGAAGAACAGUAGCCGCCAUGUCGUUGAGACCAAGUACCAGAACCGAGGUCCGCCGUAACAGGUACAAGGUGGCGGUAGACGCGGAGGAAGGGCGCCGUAGAAGAGAAGACAACAUGGUGGAGAUCCGGAAAAGCAAGCGCGAAGAGAGUUUACAAAAGAAGCGCCGCGAAGGCCUCCAAGCUCAGCAGUUCGCUGCUUCUCUUCAGUCCUCUAACGCCGAAAAGAAAUUGGAGAGUCUUCCGUCGCUGGUUGCCGGCGUUUGGUCUGAUAACGGCACAGCCCAGCUGGAGGCGACGACUCAGUUCCGAAAACUGCUCUCAAUUGAGCGGAGUCCCCCAAUUGAGGAAGUGAUACAAUCCGGUGUCGUUCCACGCUUUGUCGAGUUUCUCACGAGGGAAGAUUUUCCACAGCUUCAGUUUGAGGCUGCUUGGGCACUUACAAAUAUUGCCUCUGGAACCUCGGAGAAUACAAAGGUAGUUAUUGAUAACGGGGCUGUUCCAAUUUUUGUAAAGCUUCUUGGUUCCCCAAGUGAUGAUGUUCGUGAACAGGCCGUGUGGGCAUUGGGGAAUGUUGCUGGUGAUUCCCCUAGAUGUCGUGAUUUUGUUCUCAGUCAUGGAGCUUUGAUGCCGCUUUUAGCACGAUUGAAUGAACAUGCUAAGCUGUCAAUGCUGAGAAAUGCCACUUGGACAUUAUCAAAUUUCUGCAGGGGCAAGCCACAGCCUCCUUUUGAUCAGGUGAGGCCGGCUCUUCCUGCGCUUGAACGUCUUGUUCAUUCAAAUGAUGAAGAAGUUCUGACUGAUGCCUGUUGGGCUCUCUCAUAUCUGUCUGAUGGUACAAAUGACAAAAUUCAAGCUGUGAUUGAGGCAGGAGUUUGCCCACGACUCGUUGAGCUCUUGCUCAGUAAUCCGUCUCCUUCAGUGCUGAUCCCUGCUCUCCGUACGGUUGGAAAUAUUGUGACAGGAGAUGAUUUACAGACUCAGUGCAUUAUUGACCAUGGUGCAUUAGCAUGCCUUCUGAGCCUGUUGACCCAUAAUCAUAAAAAGAGCAUAAAAAAAGAAGCUUGCUGGACUAUCUCAAAUAUUACAGCGGGAAACAAGGAACAGAUUCAGGCUGUGAUCAAUGCCGGGAUAAUUGAGCCCCUGGUCAACCUACUUCAAAAUGCUGAAUUUGAUAUAAAGAAAGAAGCAGCAUGGGCAAUUUCAAAUGCUACUUCUGGUGGCGCUCAUCAGCAAAUCAAGUAUCUGAUUAGUCAGGAAUGCAUAAAACCUUUGUGUGAUCUCCUUACAUGCCCUGAUCCAAGAAUUAUAACUGUCUGUCUAGAAGGGUUGGAAAAUAUUUUGAAGGUAGGUGAAGCUGAGAAGGUUGCAGGUGUUGGAGACUUUAACUUUUGCGCCCGAAUGAUAGAAGAUGCUGAGGGAUUAGAAAAGAUUGAAAAUCUACAGAGUCAUGAUAAUAAUGAGAUCUAUGAGAAGGCAGUCAAGAUUCUUGAGACUUACUGGUUGGAGGAGGAGGAGGAGGAGGAGACACUACCUCCUGGUGAUGGUACUCAGCAAAGUUUCCAGUUUGGAGCUAAUGGGCUUCAGGUUCCAUCUGGUGGAUUUAACUUCAGCUGAAGGGCUUUAUAGCUGGUUGGAUAGAACAAGCAGUUUGCUGGAGUUAUGACUGAUACUUGGGGUCAAAGUUUGGUCAGGGCACAUUGACGUGUCUAGUUAUAGUCUGUCCAGUGUCCACUGUGGUCAAGGAGGUACUCUGUCAGGUCUAUCAAUACCGCGUUUCUGAACAUAGAGGGGGUGAGUACCAUUGCGACCGGACGAGUUGUCUGCAAUAUAUUUCGCUUGUCUUGUACCAAGAAAUUACAUGUCAAAUGGUACAAUGCAAAUGCCAUGGGAGGUGUCCCUUUGGGUUUUGUCAUAGUAUAAACGGGGCGGUUUCACUUGAAUGGGAAUGAUACUGGUAGGGGGUAACCGAGCUGAGGUAGUCACCUUGUGUUUGUUUUGAGUCAUGAUUUUUUUCUUUUCAGUUUUUGGAUGGUUGGUAUUGCUGUCUAAUGAUGUGAAUAGUGUUGGUUAUUGAGUAUCGAUAAACCUCAUUCUGUGGUCUACUGCGAGAAGAAAAGAAAGAAAUUACCAGCA